Gamsiella multidivaricata is the source of this 2036-nucleotide messenger RNA. RefSeq lists its product as uncharacterized. NCBI's taxonomy places the organism in Eukaryota, Fungi, Mortierellomycota, Mortierellomycetes, Mortierellales, Mortierellaceae. Gene Ontology annotation, molecular function: ubiquitin protein ligase activity; metal ion binding. The transcript has 4 exons. The record is from RefSeq and is a predicted model, not a curated record. The coding region runs from base 180 to 1829 and encodes 549 amino acids. Gene Ontology annotation, biological process: ubiquitin-dependent protein catabolic process; protein polyubiquitination.
CUUUUCGCCACCAAUUUUGACACACGUAGAAGUCGAAGUCAACAGAAAACAAAUAUUUUUUUAAAGAACAUCGCUUUAUCUCCUCCCCUAUCUCUCCUCUCCCUCUCCCUCUCCCUUUCCCUCUCCAUCAACUCGCACACGUACACAAACACAUUCCUACGAACGUGCAUUGCGUUGCCAUGGCAAAGUCAAAGAAAGGCAAAAAUAAAGCUAAGCAGAACGGAGAAUCAUCACAUCCCUCAGUAUCUCAAAAUGCUCCCAGUGGAUCAGCUAUGAUAAAAUCGGCAUCCAUAGAUAGUGCCCCUUCAAGUCAUGCAUCCAGUUCUUCAAUGUCAGGACCGUCUUCAUCGCUCGACGACAUGGCUUUGGAGCUGUUCGCCGCUAAGGACGCCCAUUCAGAGGUGGAGCAGCUGCGGAAACAAGUGGUGCAUUUGCAGAAGGAGAUCGAAUUUAAGGACGUUAUCAUCGCAAAGCUUGUGGCGGGCAACGAGAUACAAACGAGACCCAGCACAGCAUUGAUCCCAGGCUCCUCCGACAUUACAUCAAAGCCCGCACCUGCCGACACAGUCGUUCGUAUCAUCACCCCGAAUGAUGGAGCACUCCAUUGCAGCAUCUGUGUCGAUUACUUUUCGUCUCCAUUCACGGUUGAGUGCGGCCACACCUUUUGUUACACCUGCCUUCGUUCAUGGCUCCAGAUCCAAAAGUCGUGCCCAUCCUGCCGGACAAAACUCUUGCGACAACCGACAUUAUCGUUCAAUAUUCAGGAGCAGGUUCACUCAUCCAUCGCAAGGCUUCCCGAUCUCGAAAGGAAGCUGGCACAAGAGAAACUGGAGGCGGACGAAAAUAGCUUUAAGAAGAUUCAGAGCAAAGGGGACCUCUGGCAAGGCAUUUUCAGACCCCUCGGACUUGAAGGCUUGAACGGAACCAUUGUCGACAAUGACGAUGGAGUAAGACGAUGUGUAUCGUGUGGGUGGGAAGUCAGGAACGGAAUAUGUGUCAACUGCAGUAAUCUCUUUAGUGAUGUGGAGGACUCCGACACUAGUCAGGACAAUACUGAUCUAGACUCGGAACCAGAUGCAUAUGAUUCUCAUGACUCCUUUAUUAAUGACGAUGAAGUUGACAACGAGGACAGGAGCGAGAUCGAUCCGGACGAGAACGACCUGCAAUUUUCAGGAAACGACUCUGGUUCUGGCAGUGACAGUGGCGACCACCAAGGAGGACGUAGGCGAACACGAUCAAGAUCAGACUAUGGAAUCAAUCGGUCUCGACUUCAAAGAACGCGCGGACCAACUUUCCAUAUACUUGACGACAGCGAUGAAAGCGGUAGCUCGGAAGACAGCGGAACGCCUGAGAACAACAGCAAUUCGGACAACGAAGGCAGCGAUAACGAACAAGGAAAUGAAAAUGAGGUUCACUCUAAUACGGACGAUGUAGUGAGUCUCGAUAGCUACAAUCAAGAUUCCGACCAGGAGGAAGAGGUGAAGAGCAUCAGUCGCUCGAAUGGUCGCCGUCCGCAGGCUAGACGGGCCAUCUUGAUACCCGAUGAUACUGAUAGCGAGGAUGAUGAGGAUGAUGAUAAGAAUAACAGCAAAAGCGACAGCGACGGUAGUAGUAAAAGUGAUAGCAACGACAGUAGCAUCGGUGUCAAGCGCGCUCGACAGCAAGCAACAAUCGGAUCGUCGGCUUCUAAGGGCCGUGACCCAAAGCGUACCAUCUCACUGAGUGAUUCGGAUGAAGUGGACUCGGCUUCGGACUCAGAUUUUUUUACGGCUUCCACACGUAGAACCAAGAAGCUUCGUGGCGGCAACAUGGAGGAUCUGUUCAAAUAGCGGAUGGCUCUAAUGAAUAAAGAUUUUGGGCUCCAACAAAAAACUUGAACAGCAUAAAGCGGUGAAUGGAAUGCAACGCAAGAAAGAUGCCUGUCGAGUGUUGAGAGUGCACCGUCGCCAAUGAUGCGCAAUUUAUAUCCGGUCGCUCCCCACAUUUUAUUAUUACUCCGUGUUCUCUACCCCUCAGUCUAAUCGCCAAUUCAGCUC